Spizellomyces punctatus DAOM BR117 is the source of this 6459-nucleotide messenger RNA. RefSeq lists its product as uncharacterized. The record is from RefSeq and is a predicted model, not a curated record. The transcript is spliced from 24 exons. NCBI's taxonomy places the organism in Eukaryota, Fungi, Chytridiomycota, Chytridiomycetes, Spizellomycetales, Spizellomycetaceae. Gene Ontology annotation, cellular component: 90S preribosome; small-subunit processome; t-UTP complex. The annotation marks the transcript as partial. Gene Ontology annotation, biological process: positive regulation of transcription by RNA polymerase I; maturation of SSU-rRNA from tricistronic rRNA transcript (SSU-rRNA, 5.8S rRNA, LSU-rRNA). Gene Ontology annotation, molecular function: snoRNA binding.
CAUGCCGUCUUCGUCCUUGUCCGCGCAGCUCAAGCAGCUGGCUGCGGCUCAUGUGCCCGGUACAGGAAAGGGAAAGGCAUCGCUUCUAUUUACGGCCAAACAGGCGGCAGAUAUAGAUAUCGAUAGUUUAUUUGUAAUUGGACGAAAUGCCCUCGUCGACUUGUGUACCCACAACCCGGCCUUCAAAGACUUUGAAGAGACAUUAUUUUCAGAGAGAAUAAAAACCUUGGAUAGGACAUUGCAGACAAAGGCGGACAAUGAAAAGCUGGACGAAAGCAUUAACAAGUUCUUGCGCCUUCUCUCGCCAUAUUUCCUUUUGCAAAGUACCUUCAAAGCUCUAGAGUGGCUUUUGCGGCGAUUUCGAAUCAACGAAUUCAAUGUCGACGUGAUCGUGGAAUGUAUCCUUCCUUACCAUGAAACGAAGCAGUUUGUGCAGGUGGUCGGCGUACUCGCCCUACCUGAGGACUCGCGGUGGGGUUUUCUCAAGGCGAUCCAAAAGACCAAGGUGCCUCUGGACCGGGUCACAUUGAUCCAACGAUUGACAGCUGACAGAACUGUGUUGGAGUUCAUUUGUGGAAUGAUUAUAUCCUCCAAACAAGCGGGAGUGAUCAAUAGAACUUUAUGGACUUUCUUCGCCUUGACCGUUAUUCAAUAUAUCCAGAGUUUGACAGUAGUGUCUGAUGAGGACAUACGCCUGCUUCUGGCCCCACUUCUUUCCCUCUUGCGUAUCGGAAAUCCCCAAUACGCGGAUCUCUUGGCGACAGCGCAGAUGGUGUUUGCUCAGAUUGCCAACCGUGCCCCCCUGAGCAACGAAGUUGUGUUAACCAUUGUGGAGAAUGCGGCGGCGGGUGUUACCCCCACCACUCUGCAGUCGUCGAUCACCUUCCUCUUGACAAUAUAUCGGUCCCAGGAAAUCGGCGCUAUACCUGCCAAAGCAUUUUCUCGUUUAUUGGAUGUAAAGGGAUUUGAGGAAACGCUGGCACAAAUAAACAAGACGUACGAGGCAGAUAAGCUGCUCUGCCCAAUGUUCGAGGCCGCCGUUAGUGCACUCGGCAGUCCUGAAAGUGCCCAAAAACUUGCAGCAAGGGCCGAGCAAUUUAUCGAAGUGAUCCUUGAUCACGGGGAGCCAUCCAGUGAAGCACUUUCCUUCUUCGUCAAUGCUAUUCUCCAGUCGUAUCUGGAAAACAGGGAUCCCGACGAAGGUUCUGCACUGAAGCUUAAGAAUAUCUUGCAAUCAAUGCAGCGUAGGCACGGUCAUGCCGUGGACCAAGUUGUAGAGGCAAAGUUAAAGGAUUGCGAACAGCGCGGUGACAAGGAACAACAGCAGGCUCUCUACGACUUUGUAACAUCAACAUUUAGAGGAACAGGCGGCCGGGUUGUAAAGAAUGCAAACACCACGUUAUACCUUAGCCUCCAACACGUAAAUGCCAACAUUCGUUUGAUGGCACUAGAAAAUUUGACGGAGAUGUUGAGCAACGGUGAACAAGAAGAUAUCGAAUUUGCGGAAGAUAUCCUGUUAAGCCGACUACAGGAUGAUGACGACCGUGUUCUAAAACACGUACUUGAGCUGCCUCUCCUAACCGAUAUCGUUGAGCCUUUGAAAUUGGCCCCUGCAAUGCAAGCGUUGUUGCGUUCUGAAACAGUUUCAUUGAAAAACAAAUGCCGAGCGUUUGAUAUAUGUGUGGAGCUAUUGAAGUCCGACGAAACGCGAACCCUAUCCUCUCUCAGGCACGACAUAUUGGGAUGCUUCCUCCUCACAAGGGAAUCUCGUCGACUCAACAGACACUCCUUCGCAUGUGCCGCGAAACCUGGUUUCCCACUUCAGGAACUUGUUCGGAAAUGCGAGAACCUAGUCUCUGACCUUGACACUUUGAUCGAGUCUAAGGAUGGAAAGGCUGCAAAGAGCGCUGCAUUCGUCCCUGUAACAGCACGCGCAAUCUCUACCUUGGCGAAUAAUCUGAAGAAACCAAAGACCGCUGCAAAUAUUGAUGCCUACGUGGAAGGCUUAGCAUCGGCAUCUUUCUCUACGCGCCAGUUGAGCGCAUUGGUUUUGAUCAAAGCUCUUCAAGCUAAAACCGCCGGAGAACAACUGCAAUUGGCUGAUCGAAUCGUUGCCAUUGUUGCGAAGCAAUUGAGCACAGUCAAACGUGAUAGCCAAAACGAUUGUACUAUUCAAGAGGAAACUGGAUUGCUCAAAGAUAUCGUCAACGUCCGUGCGAGCAAUGCUUCAAGUCAUGCUGUCGAGUUCCAGGUUGUUAUGUUUGUACUGAAAAGCGUAAUUGACACCAUUAUUCGACCAAACGCUGCAACUAUUGCAUGGUUAUCAACCGAGGAUGAGCCGAGCGAAGAUGCUAGCCUUUAUCGACGACUGAUCGUACGUCUUUAUGAGACGGUAUCAUCUCUGAAUGGAAACGCAGCCGAGGUCUUGCUGACGACUCUUCUUCGGAAGCACUUGGCAAUGGACGCAGUGCAGUUUUGCACUGCGUACUGGGUGGAUAACGAUAAACCUGUAUCCUUGCAGAUUAACAGCUUAACAAUAGCCACCUCGUUCAUCAACAUCGCCGCGGAUCCUGAUGUUGUGCUAAAAUACGAUUUCCAAUUGGUAAUCCCUUCUUUGUUCACUGCCCUGGCCAAUCCGGAAAAGGCAGUACGGAGUGCAGCUCUAGACUGUCUGCAAGCGAUCAAAAACAGCUACGCAAAAUGUAAUGGAGAAUCCAAGUCGAAGAAAGUUCAGACUCAGAUCUUUGCCUACGACCAGUUCUACGGUCAAAGUUCCAAGCAGGUCCAGUAUUUGACUUUGACCGCAGCUGCAACCUUUGUGGGAGCAGUUCUUGAAGGAAAGGAGGAGCUGUUGACGGAUGCGGGAUUUUUGGAGCGCUACAUUCACGAUCUUCUUUUGACAAGUUCCGAGAAGAAGAUGAGCUAUAAGGAGGACCUUUUGUCUUUCCUUUUAUCAAAUAUCCUGGCAUUCCCGAAGAUCGGUGCUCAAAUCUCACUGGUAUCCACAUUAAGAUUGGUCGAUUCCUCCACGAAGAUGAAGACGCUCCAUCCUUUACUGGAAUCGUUAUUGAAGCGUUUGAGCGGGGAUCAGACUUCCACCGAAGAGCUUCGAUUGAUUGGUGCACUUAUCCAGUGCUUCACUCCUAAAGCAACUACCAGCCUGUUCAAGAUGAAAAAUGAUCGAUACGUGCGCAUUUUCUGCAGGCUUCUCGGCGCGGGGGAUGAUGUUGGCUCCUUCAACCGGGCACAAUUCGCCGGCGGAUUGUCUGUUGAACGUUUGGCUCUGCAACAAAUUGACAGUAAAUGGUUUAUUGCUAUUCCUGCCGACCGGCAGAGUGAGAUAUUUUCAGCUGUUGUGCGACUAGCUUAUGAAGGAGAGCAGUCUGUGGUGCAGGAUGCGAAGACUGUUUUGAAAACCAUACCAGCGUCAUACGAACUGAUUUUGGCUCAGCUCUUAUGCUGCCAGGAGGUACUGUUACAGACUGAGAAACGACCAAGCAAAAAAACCAAGGCCGCGAGUCGUGAGUUGACAGAGGCCUUCUACCGCUUGAGCACGAUUCUCGAGCUACUUGAAUACAAGGACGACAUUGCUGGAAAACAGAAUCUCGUUGUGCCACUAUUCGACCUGCUUGGCCAUAUUUUGAAUGCGGAAGUUACCGAUAUUCCGGUUUCUGUCGAAUAUGUGAAGCAGUUGAUCCUGUCCGUUGAGCUAUCGCUGUUCAAGGAUAUUAAGAAAUUCGGCUGGCAAAUUGACGAGGCUGCGUUGCGUGUCGACCUUAUCGUACAAUGCAUCCGAGUCACAGAUAAUCCACAGACACACAAUGCAUCCCUUCUGCUCAUGGCAGCCAUUGCCACCGUGUACCCACAAAGCGUGCUACUCAACAUUAUGCCCGUCUUCACAUUUAUGGGGGCGAAUGUUUUGCGGCAGGAUGACAAUUACAGUUUCCAUGUCAUUCAGCAGACCUUGACUACAAUCAUCCCUCCGCUCGUGCAAAGACACCAGACGGCUGGAGAGAGUCGUGAGAGGAUGUUGCAUGAGGUGAAGCCCGUCAUGGGAGUGUUUGUGGAUGCUCUUUCCCACAUUCCCAAGCAUCGCCGUCUCAGAUUGUUCACGGUACUGAUUUCUACGCUGGGAGCCGACACCUUCCUGGAUGCCAUCAUUCUCAUGCUCAUCGCGAAGCACUCGGCCAAAAGCAAACUCCCUGUCAACGCCACCGAUGGACUUGGCGAGUUUACUUUGUCGGUCAUGUUACAAUUCCCCGUCAGCGUCCAGUUGAAGGCUUUGAUUUCCAUGCUCAACACCACAAGUGCCCUACCAUUCGACCAAGCCGAAUUGGAUAAGGAAAAGCAAAUGGACGCUGAUGAGUCUGGAAUUAUUGAUUCAAAGACGCAUUCUGCAAAAGAGCUUCGCCACAUCAAACUGGCGACGGUUGACUUUGCUCAUCAGCUCUUAUCCAACCGGUUGUUUGUCAGCAAAGUCCUUGACCUGCCUACAGAGGAGAUUGAAGCUGAACAGCUGAACCUUGUGGAAGCUAUUCUGGUUUCCACCUCCAAUGCGAAUUCGUAUCAGGCGGAGAGUGACGCGCGAGGACAUACCGUUGGAGUCAAGUUUGCAAAAGCCAUGUCCAAGAUAUUAUAUGAUACGCUGGGCAAGGCGAAUGGACUUUUGUCACUAUCUUCGUUCUUGAACGUGGUCUCUCGUUUGAUGAAGCACGAGAAUCAUAUUAUUCGACGAAAAGCUAUUACGCUUUUGGAUGCCAAGGUGACGGCGAUAGGCGACAAUAUUACAGAUGACAUGUUGCCGCAGUUCGCCCAUAUCGUUGAGGGUUUGAAAGAUAUUUUGUCGGGUGCCAAGGACGUCAAGGACCAGGAGAUGCUGGAAAACAAGCAAACCGCUCUUCUCUGUUUGACUACCAUGGCAAAUACCAUGGCACAAGCAGAUCCAGACACAUAUGUGGCGAUUUUGGAUGUGCUUGUUAGCGAGGCAGCAUUGUUGAGCGACAACCGUCAGAUUACCGCUUCUUCCAUGGUUUGCCUGACCUCAAUCAGCAUGCAGUUGGGAUCGCGGGUCCUCCCGUAUCUGCCAAAGUUCAUGCCCGUUAUUAUUGCAGCGCUCAAAGACGGGCUGGCAGAGAAAGAAGCAAGCGAUGCAAAACAGCUUGUGAUAUUGGGCGCUUUAGGGUCCCUUCAUGCUUUGGUAGACACUGUACCGCAGUUUAUAAGUCCUUAUGUUCUACCAUUGCUUGAACAAGCCCUCCAUCCUGCUCUUCAAGGCACUGCUGAGCAAGAAGGUUUUAGCAGUAGGGCGAUAGAGAAGAGUAAUGAUCUUCUAAGCACCAUUGCACGAAAAGUCGCACCACGCAUCCUCCUCCCGGCAAUCUUCUCUCACCUCAAAAUUGCACUCCAGUCAGGGCGUCAGUCGAUGCUGGCGCUAUUUGAUCUUGUCGGCAACACGAUUGCUCACAUGGCUCGUACCGACUUGACUCAAUAUCGAACGGAGCUUUUCCGAUUCUUUUUGGUUUCAUUCGAUUACCGUCGUACAUAUGCCAGCAAGAUUUCAGAAGAGGAUGUGGAAGCUGUCGAAAACAGCAUCAUAUCGUCGUUCUUGCAGCUCGUUAUGAAGCUGAAUGAAACUUUGUUCAAACCUCUGUUCCUCAAGCUGGUGGACUGGGCAACUUCGGAGCUUUUGAUAAAGCACGGUUUGAGUGAAGAGGGUGUCAAUGCGCGCCAGCUGUUCUUCUACCGCUUGGUGGAUAGCCUCUUGGGUCGCCUCAAGUCCAUCUUUGCCCCAUACUAUGUAUACGUCUUGGAUAAUUCCAUUGCAAAGCUCAACGCAUUCACGAAGCAGGACUACCCCCACGCGCUAUGGAUGUACAUUGUCAGUUCGCUGCAUAAAUGCUUCCUUUAUGAUAAUGAUGGAAUGAUUGAUGCUGCCAAGUUUGAUAAACUCCUACCACCACUUGUCAACCAAAUUGAAACCAUGGAUCACCACGGCAAGGAUUACAUGGAUCGUAUGACCGGCUACCUUGUGCCGUGUCUCGGUCAAUUGGCAGUGACUGCAGGGAAAGACACAAUGUGGAAGCCACUUAAUCACCAAGUGUUGUUGAAAACACGCAGCGAGCAUGCGGAGAUCCGUCUUGUGGCCCUGAAAGUUUUGCAAGAGUUGUACACCCGCUUGGGUGAGGAGAUGCUCAUUCUCUUCCCGGAGACGAUCCCCUUCUUGGCAGAGUUGAUGGAGGAUGAUGACGCGCAAGUCGAAGCACUAUGUCAAGAAGUUUGUCUACAGAUUCAGCAGUAUAUUGGAGAAGAUAUUCAGCAGUAUUUUAAUGCAUGAAGGGACAGUGGAAGAUCAUCAGUCUAUAUAAUGGGGAUGUCUGCUUCCGGGAAACGGUCCUUUGGGAAGAUGCGGCAUGUAAAUAUUAGCAAUUAUUUUCAUAAUAGAACAUGGGUAGAGCAGGA